Molecule: messenger RNA, 3279 nt
Organism: Microcebus murinus (gray mouse lemur)
Lineage: Eukaryota; Metazoa; Chordata; Mammalia; Primates; Cheirogaleidae
Gene: SAMD14
Product: sterile alpha motif domain containing 14
Biological process (GO): calcium-mediated signaling; actin filament organization; neuron projection development
Cellular component (GO): dendrite; cytoplasm; postsynaptic density
Molecular function (GO): actin filament binding
Source: RefSeq, a predicted model, not a curated record
CCGGCUGACCCGAGGCGGCGCGAGUCGGCCCGCCAGGCAGGGGGCCCAGCGUCCCGCCAGGCCUGGCAGGCGUGGGCGGGGCGGGAGGUGGCGCUCCCUCUCCCGCUCUCCCUCCCCCUCGCGCGUGUGCACACACACACACACACACACACACGCACACACACACACACACGCACGCACACACACACCGAGCAUCCUCCCGUCAGGUCUCCCCGUCCAGCCCCGCCCGCGCCUCCUGCUUCCAGCAAACCUUCUCCCUCUCUCCGCACCCUGCCCCCGCCCUCCAUUCCCUCCGGCUCCCGGACCCUCCCCUCCGACCCCCACCCGACCCCGGUGAUGGAGCAGCUGGAGCCAGCCCGGAGCCCCCCGCGGCCGGGGUGACCGUGCUCCCGCCCCUCUCCCGCCCGGCCCUCGCCUCGAGCACCAUGGGCCUGAGGGGUUCCCGGGGCGCCGGACGCUGAAGAUGACCGAUGCUGGAGCUCCCUUGAGUCAUGGCUUCUUCAAAGCUCCGAGAACCCACGGAUGAGGUUUUUGACCUGGACUUGGCUGUGCCAGAGACCGCCAGACUGGACAGCAGUUUACACAAGGCCCGGGCCCAGCUGCUGGCCAAGGGCCGGAGACACCGGCCGUCCCGCUCGAGGCUUCGGGACAGUGCCAGCUCUGCUGAGGACGGUGAAGGCUCCGAUGGGCCCGGAGGCAAGGUGACCGACGGCUGCGGGAGCCCCCUGCACCGGCUGCGCUCGCCUUUGCACUCGGGCCCGGGGUCCCCGGCCGGGGGCUCUUUCUGCCUGGAGCCUCCGGGGUUGCGGCGCAGCCAGGACGAGGACGAGCCACCGCCCUCGCCGCUCACACGCUACCGGCCGCUGCACAACGCUGCCUCGCACGAGGGCCUGGCCGCCGCCUCCUGCUCGCCGCCGCGCUCUGCGCCCUCCUCCGACAGCUCGCCCAGCUUCAGGCGCCGCCACCCGCGCGCCGAGCCGCUCAGCGAAGAUGACAGCCGGGAUGCCAGCCCUCCCGAGCCCGCCAGCCCCACCAUCGGCCUGGAUAAGAAGACUCGCCGAAAGUUCUUGGACCUGGGGGUCACCCUGCGCCGAGCAUCCACUGGCAAGAGCCGGAAAGAGAAGGGCAGCAACCGCCUGUCCAUGGGCAGCAGGGAGUCGGUGGAGGGGUCUGGCAGGUCAGGGGGCUCCCCGUUCCUGCCCUUUUCCUGGUUCACAGACAGCGGCAAGGGCUCGGCGUCCUCGGGCAGCACCACCUCCCCUGCCUGCUCCCCUAAACACGAGGGCUUCAGCCCUAAGAAGUCAGCUUCCCAGGAAUCCACCCUGAGUGACGACUCCACGCCCCCCAGCAGCAGCCCCAAGAUCCCGAGUGGACCCCGGCAGGAGGCCAAGUGUUCUUACCCCUACCACACGCUGUCCCAGUCUUCAGAUGAGUUCCUGGAUGAACCCCUCCCCACUGUCCACCAGUGGACCAGUCAGCAGGUGGGCCAGUGGCUGCACAGCCUCAGCCUGGAGCAGUAUGCUGCCGAGUUCGCCGCACGGCAGGUGGAUGGGCCGCAGCUGCUGCAGCUGGACGGAAGCAAACUGAAGAGCCUGGGGCUCAGCAACUCGCACGACCGCGCGCUGGUGAAGCGGAAGCUGAAGGAGCUGGCGGCGGCAGCCGAGAAGGAGCGCAAGGCCCAGGAGAAGGCUGCGCGCCAGCGGGAGAAGCUCCGGCGCCGGGAGCAGGAGGCCCAGAAGAGCUAGGGGUCCGGUGGGGCAGGCGCUGGCGCCAGGCACAGGCCUCCCGGUGGAGGCUGGAGCCAGGGGCACACUUGGGCUGGUCUGGCCCCACACUCUUGGGGGACACGCCCUCUCUCACCCUAUCACUCUGUUUGGAUCCAGAGCCCCCAGAAAGGGAGACCCAGGGAGAAGGCCUAGUAAUAAAUCCAUGUGGAGGACGUACUUGGCACAGAGUGCAUGGGGGAGGAGGCAGAUGAAGGGAGAGGGCAGAGAGGCCAGGGCUGAAGCGGUGGGAGCCCAGAGGGGCCUGGGCCAGGCUGACCCUCUGCCCUCAGGCCAGGCUGGGGCUAAGUGAGCUGGGAUGCCCACCUGCCUGCCUGCGGCCCUGAGACCACCGCCCCAGGGCUCAGAGAGGGGGCUGACCAUCUCAGCAGCAGUAGGUGGGCAGAGCUGUUCCCCUCCAGCUCUCCGAGGCGGCUGUGGUGGGGAGCUCUGUCCUGCUCCCCAGGGAGGCCAGUGGGCACCGCAGCAAGUCGCACUCAGGGUAGACUCCCAGCCAAACUCAAUAGGAGAGCAGAGAACACAGCACAGGAUAAGCAUGAUCUUUGAAGGACUUCAGGAGAAGGAAGGGACAAUGACACCCCCUCCUUCCUUCCUCCGCACUGUCCUGUGGGUCUCGGUGGGUGCGAGAUGACAUCCACGCAGGUCAGUGCCUCUCGGGGCCCAAUUAAGGCCUGGUCUUUGACCCAUUCUCCAAGCCAGAACCCACUUCUCCUCCUGCUGCUCCCUAAGAGGGUGCCUGCACCCUGUCUGGGGGCACAGCAAACUCUCGGGAGCUGCCGGGAAUGAGGACACCCCCCACCAAGACCUAGGCGGUACUGAACUAGUGAACCCUCACCCCGGCCAGGCAGAGGAGCAAUGUCUGGGGGUCCUUGGAAGCUACUGGGUUGGAAGGUUUCAUCAGCCCUCCAUCUACCCCGGUCAUUGCCGGGGCCUCAGCGGGCUCCAGAACUGGCAGACAGUGCAGGCUCCGGUUCUCUGGGCCACAAAGAAGGCUGAGGCAGCUCCCUUGGUAGGUGGUGGUGGGGUGGAGUCUUUCUGCAGCCUGGGGAUGGCAUCUGUCCUUUUAAGGAAAUGUCAGGUGCAGUGCUGGCCAGCAGCCAGCCCAGCUUCCAGAGCACUGGUCAGAGUUACCAAUGGGGCCAGGGGGCUUCUGAUUAGAGUCCCCCCUCCACCUCGAACCUGCCUGGAGGGUGGGCAGGACCCAAUGCAUGCUGACUCCCCCAGUCCUGCCCAGGGGCUGUGGCUUAUGGCCAGGGUGCUGGCCCUGGGACUCAGCCCUUUCCUCCCCUCUGCCAUCUUUGCCGGGAGAGGGGCUUCAGAGGGAUACUGAGAUAUGGGGACACUGGCACACCUGGGCCUGGUAGAGGGGCCACUGGGAGGUUGGAGGCACCCUUGUCCUUGAAGCCAUCCAGAGCUCUAGUAGGUGCUCACCUGCAUGUGAAGGGGGGAGGCGGUUCUCAAUUUAUUUCAAUAAACACUAUGAUGUGCCAGUGAC